Lymnaea stagnalis (great pond snail) is the source of this 8974-nucleotide messenger RNA. NCBI's taxonomy places the organism in Eukaryota, Metazoa, Mollusca, Gastropoda, Lymnaeidae. The record is from the annotation of a GenBank genome assembly.
AGCAGGAAAAAUGAAGCACAUAAAGUUGUAUGGUGCAGUUGCUCCAUUUUAUCACAAAAUACCCCUAAGGCUAAGGCCAAAGCAUUUCGUCUCUGGACAUCAAUGGAUAAGAAGCAUUCAGUUGCCACUAACAGGCUAUCACUUCACAGAUUAUGAACAGGAAAAGAAAAGCUUCACAUUAAAUCGUCCCUUAUUUUUUAACUUUGCCAAAGACUUCAUAGAUGAAUGGGCGCACGCUGAGCGAGUAUGCCUAUAUUUAACAUCUUUUUUUUCUUAACAUUUUACUGAGAUAUUUCUUUAUUUUUUUCUCGAUUUUAUAUAAAAAUUAAUGUAUAGAGGACAUGAAAUUAGAACAAGACUAUUAGUUUGAUAAUUAGCUCAGUUUCUUAUUCCAUUCUUACCUUGAUAAAUUUUUUUUUAACAUGGAAAUUGUACUUAUGGAAAGUUCGCAAAAUUUAUGAAAUAUACAUGAUAUAUUUUUGUUUUAAAUUUUCUGUAUGAAAUAGGCUUAUUCUUUAAAAGAGAAUACAUUCCUGAUUUACUUGCAUUUCGACUCAGGUUUUUUUUUCAAAUUAGGUAACAUCAGCCUAUUUUUUUUAAAAAUGUUUGCAGAUUGGCACACGUAAUUCUUCUAUCCCUGCAUUUUGGUGGGUUGAUGCUAGGACAGACAAGGAAAUCAAACUGUCAUUUCAACAACUUUCAGAAAGAUCUCAACGGUAAAAUACCAAAAACUAAAUAAAUCUUGUAUCUAAAGUAAUCUAUUUACAAUAAUUUACUCUCCCAAUAGACCAAUAAUCUUAUAGUCAGUCUAUAGCGCACAGGCCAGAGAUGGACAACAUUUAGGAGUAUAGCUUACCAGACAAGAAAAUAUUAUCUGGGGGUUGAGAUGUGCUCACAAGUCAUGUCAGUAAGACACUUAAAACCAUGUGACUUUCAUAUCCUACGAGCAACCAACAACAAAGGCUGACAUGGCAAACAGCUGAUUCAAACCAUAUAAUAACAAAGACUUGAGUUACUAUGGAUUUUAACAUUUGAACUUUUUCAUUAGAGGGGCCUGCUUGAAAGUUAAUUGAGGCAUUAACUUUUGAUAUUUGCACCACAUUCAAAUUAAAAAAAUGCUUUAGGACUAAUGUUUUUAAUGGUUGAACUUAUCAUUAGGGCUAAUGUUUUUAAUGGUGCACCUUAUUUUUAGGGCUAAAGUUUAUAAAGGUUGAACUUGUCAUUAGGGCUUAUGUUUUUAAAGGUUGAACUUGUCAUUAGGGCUAAUGUUUUUAAAGGUUGAACUUGUCAUUAGGGCUUAUGUUUUUAAUGGUGCAACUUAUCUUUAUUUAGAGUUGCUAAUGCUUUAGUUGGAGGCUGUGGUUUAAAAAGACAAGAGAAAGUAAUUGUCAUUUUACCAAAGAUACCUGAGUGGUGGAUUAUUCUUCUUGCCUGUAUAAGGGCAGGUAAGUUUAACUUUUAAAUCUGCUUGCUAUGUCUAUGGGUUUAAAUUAAUAUCUAAUUAAAAACGAUAGCAUAUAAAUAACUCUUUCAUUAGUAAUCUCAUGCUGUAUUCUUUAUAUAGAUAUAACAAUAUGCCCGGGGACCACCAUGCUCAGAAUGCAAGACAUCAAGCACAGGUUACAGCUUUCUGAAGCCAAGUGUAUCAUCACAUACCCAGAGUUAGCACCCAUAGUAGACGAGGUGAGUAUACUAUCACAUACCCAGAGUUAGUCCCCCUCGUGGAAGAUGUAAUUCUUAGUAUAUCAUCAUGUUUUCAGAGGUAUCUAUUCCAGUUCUCUAGUGGUUGAAGGACGUUAAAACAAACUCAGAUUGAAUAAAGUUUUUUUUAUAUAACCUAUCAAAAUGAAUUAUCUCUUUUCAAAAAUUUGCUUAGUUACUUUUUACCUAUUUUAACGAUUUUAUUUUAAAAAAUACCAGUAAUUGCUCUAUAUUACAUGUAUUAUUAAUUAAAUCUAUUAAUGUAAAACAAAUAUAAAUGUAUAAUUAUUUGUACUGAAGGCUGCCCAUGAUUCAGAAAAUCUGAAGAGUAAAAUUCUUGUCUGUGACAAUGGUGAAACAAGGUUUGUAACAGUUUCAUAUAUCUGAAAUUAAUUCUAAAUUUGUGAGUAGCUAACUAAGAAUAUAUAAUGGAGAUGCCUGAAUUUGUUUUAUCUUAAUUUACUAAAACCAGUUUAAGUGAAUCAUUUUUUUUUAAUAUGCUAUAAUUAAGAUGAUCAAGCUUCACAUACAAGUGUAUGGGUGGUAAACAAUUUUUUUCCAUUUAUUUAGAAAUAUUUCCUGCUCAUAUGGCAACAGUUUCAUUUAAAGAAAAUGCAAAAAAUGACAAAAUCAUAAUGAUUGUAUUUUUUCUAAAAACUUACAAGUCAAGAGAGCCAUUUUCCUAGGUUUAAAACCCUAUUUCCCUCAUUACUUUGAUGGAUCUGCAAGUUAUCUUAGGUACAUUAAAUUUUGGUAUGUUUAACAAUGACAUCAACCCCCCCCCCACCCCCUUUUCAGUUCAAUAUAGUGGCCAACUUACCUGACCCUAUUUACACCACUAAUUUCAUUAAAAAUGAGUAUUCUAUUAUUUUGCUCAGUUUGCUUGCACAUUCUAAAUCUUCAUUUCCCAUAUAAUCUAUAUUCAUGAAGUUAAAGUUAAAAUGAUUUAAAAUAUUUUUUUAUUGUUAUUUUUUCCCUUCAUUUGCAAAACAAAAUAUUUUCUUUCAGACCUGGUUGGUUGAACUAUCAAGCACUUGUGGAGAAGGCAGCAGAUCAUUUUAAUGUAAGAUCCUUGCAUGUCUGAAGAAUUAUAAGAAUAUUCAUUUAAUAAGGAAAAUCUUUCCAUACUAACUGAUAUUAUUGCACUAUUUAAAUUAUCUGUCAUAUUCCGUUAGUCAAACGACAUCAAAGUUGAGAGAAUUUGAGCAUCAUAUCAAAGAUGAAAUAUUAUUUUUUCAAAGUCAUUAUUUAUGGGGUAUGACCUAUUAAAAAGUAAAAAGAUCAUAUGAUAACUUUUCAUUAAAAAUGAAAAAAAAAAAUUAGGAUUGGAUAAUAAAACAAUGCUAAUAUUAUUUCAAGUAUUUUAAGUUUCUAUCUGGUUAUUUUACUCUUAGUUCUUACUGAUCCUUAAAAAUAUGUUGUUGCUUUUAUACUACUUCAAGUUACUACUGGUCUCUCAUAUUACUUAAAGUAAAUUCUGGCAGCAAUAUUACUUUCUGUACUUUUAGAAUAUGCUUGUAAAACAAAUUCAAAUCAUGACAUUUUUUUGUUUUUCUAGUGUGUCAACACAAAGGGCUCAGAUCCAAUGAUGAUAUUUUUUACCAGCGGAACAACAGGGAAUCCAAAAAUGGCAGAACACACCCACAUCAGUUAUGGCUUAGGGCACAUAACUACCGCUAGGUUUGUUUUGUCUAACGAAAUUAAAUCAAAAUUAACCAAAAAAUUGACUAAUUUGUUUCUUACUUUUUUCUAUCCACUUUAGAAAACCCGACAAGCUAUUGUGCAUUAAGGCUGUUUAAUUCCUUCAUUUUCUUUCAUUAUAAACAGAUAUUUUUUGAUGGUUGAUUCCAACAGUGUUUUGUGGAACUUGUCAGACACAGGGUGGGCCAAAAGUGCCUGGUCAUCUUUCUUUGCCCCCUGGAUAAUGGGAGCUUGUGUUUUUAUUUACAAUUCACCUAAAUUUGACCCACUUGAGACUUUACAGGUAAAAAUAAUAACAGGAUUGAAGAAAAUAUAUACUUCAUCUCAUCAAAAAUAUUUGUUACAAUCCCAGCAAUUAAACUGAAUAUUAAAAUUAAUUUAAUUUAGUAAUUUCUAAAAAAAUAUUAAUUGUGAUCUCUAUAUUAAAAAAAUAAAUUUUGUUGUCUUCCCGUCUACCAAAACAAUAUUAUUGUUGGGAUCCCCUUAUUAAAUUAUUCAUUAUUGUAUGGUAUGAGAUGUGUAUAUAUUAUAUAUAUUCCUUAGUUUCAAGAUAACAUUUUUUUACCAAAAAUGAAAUUAGCAAACUUCAAUGCCAUGAAACUAGAUUUAUUUUUAAAAAUUGAGAAAGCAGAACUUUUAAAGCAAAAAUCAAUAUUCACAAUGCAUUGCUAUGAAAUGUUAUCAAUUUAUCAAGGGCUGUCUUGUUCACUUAAUUUGAAGGUUUUAAAGGCAAAUUAAAAGACUACAUAAUAAUCAAAGACACUACACUUUUGUCACAUAUUUAUUCAUAGGUUCUAUCAAAGUUUCCAGUAACCCAUUUCUGCAGCUCUCCAACUGGCCUCAGGAUAAUGCUCGGACAGCAGCUGCACAAUAUUAAAUUUAAGGCAUUAAAGAGGUCUUUGGGCGCUGGAGAACCAGUGGUAAGCAUUUGUUUUGAGCAUUUAUUCUCAGUGACAAUUUUAGUUUUUUCAGUCUUAAUUUUUAUUGGAAUUGCUUUUCUUUGAAAGGGGAAUAAUGUUAGAUUUAAAGUUUGUGCUCAAGUCAAAAGUAAUUAUUUGUAUUGUAUUCUUAAUUAAAUCAAAACAGAGAAAAUGUGACUAAAUGUUACAAUUAUAAAGAUCGAUUCAUCAUUUAUAAUUCAACCCCAGAUAAUUGAUUCAUGGGGAAAGAAUUGAAAUAUAAACUUUUUUCAUAAACCUAUGGCCAUGGCAUAGUUAUUCCACUCAGUUAUUACUGUAUGAUUUUGAAUAAAAUGUUAUUCAAAAUGAUACAGUAAUAACUAUGCUUUUGAAACACACACUAUAAAACAGCAACAAAAAUUGUUUUUGAAACGGCAUGAGACUUUUAAUUUUGUUAAAUCUAUUUUUUGUUGACCAGAAUCCGGAGUUGAUGGAAAUUUGGCAACGGGAAACAGGGAUAACUUUGUAUGAAGGCUACGGACAAACAGAAACAGUACACAGUUUUUAAAAACAAACUCAUUUAAUUAUGUUAAUUUUAUUAUGGACAAAAAGAAACUUUACAUACAAAAUUAUUUAAUGAGAUGAAUUUUAUUAAAUCAAAGUUAAUUUGUAUUCUCCAAACUGCUUUAGUUGCUUCUUUGGCAUAAUACAUAAUUUUACAAAUUUUAUUUAUAAUAUGUAAAUAAUUUUUACAUUGCACCAAUAUAUAAAAAAAGUAAUUCCCCCUGUUUUUUCUCCGAAGACAUUAGUAAGCUGUCGCUAUAACUGUAUAAAAUAUAAAGAAGGCUCCAUGGGCAAGAGCUCUCCUGAUCUACAAGUUGGCAUUGUGGAUAAUGACGGCAAAUUGACUGAGCCUGGUACAGAGGGGAAUAUUGCCCUGUUGACAAAACCAGUUAGACCCAUUGGCCUCUUCACACAAUAUUUGGUAAAUUUAUUUACAAGAAUUGUAGCAUAAGGACUUUAUAAAGACUUUCCAUAUUUUCUAUCAUUGAUGUGUUUUGUUUUAAAAUCUAAGUUUAGAAAAAUCCAAUCACCAGAAUGAUCCAGAUCGCACAGCGGCAUCGUUCCGAGGGGACUGGUACCUAACGGGGGAUAGAGGCUACAUGGAUGAGGAGAACUACAUCUAUUUUGUUGGCCGUGCAGAUGAUGUUAUUAACUCAGCCGGGUACGUUGCAGGCAUUAUAAUUGUCUUUUGAUGCUUCACUUUCAAAAAAAAAAAAAAAUUCUUAUUAUGAAAAGGGUUUCCAAAAAAUUUCACUUUGGCAACCUAAUACAGUAGAUUUAUAUAUUUAUAAAUAUAGUAUUAGCCUAAUGAUUUUGCUUCUAAUCAUUGAGUUUAGGUAUCGUAUUGGUCCAUUUGAAGUUGAAAGUGCCUUAUUGGAACACCCUGCUGUCUUGGAGUCAGCUGUUAUCAGUAGCCCAGAUGAGAUGAGAGGGGAGGUAAUGACAAGUAUUACUAUGUAUAUGGGUAGGGAUUGCUAGUAAUUGCAAAUUUAGUCAAGCUAUUUCGUUAGCUAAUUGAUUUUUGCUUCCACUUUUGCAUUGUACAUGCAGCUGUUCUGUAAUUCAUAUAAGAUUUUCAUAAAAAAAAGAAACAACUUAUGAAAUAAAUUUUGAAAAUUCAAUUAAAAUUUGUGCCAGCUGCAACUUUUUACAAACUUCUUAUGGUUAAUUUUUCCAUAGAUUUUGAUAAACGUUUAAAAUAACAUUCAACUGCUUAAAUCUCUAGUUAGCAGAAUUCUGCAUUGAUAUAGCAUUCAACUGCUUAAAUCUUUAGUUAGAAGAAAGAAGAGGAGAUAAAAUUUGAUUCACAGUUCACCCUCAAAGGUUCAUUGUUUGGGAUUCUUGAUUUUCAUAUUUCAAAUCUAAAGCAAAAAUAGAAAACUUUUCCUGAAGCUGUAAUAUUCUUCUCCUUCCAAUGGUCUUUAUCUGCCAGUAGAUCAUAGGUCAAAUUAACAGAUAUUUAUUAGGCCUUCAAGUGUCUUCAAAUCUUCUUGAACUCUUUCCUACUUUGAGCUAAUCCUUUUCUACCUCUUUACACGAUAUGUUAAGGGUCUUCUUUCUUAUCUAUUUACCCCUGACAACUGCUUGCCUAUUUAUGUUUGGCAUUGGUUUACUUUUCCAAUGUCCAAGCCUUCUCCAUAAAUUUCCUGAAUCUCUCGCUACGCUGGGAUUGGUGAUUUCAUCUUGUUACUUUUCUAAUUUACAAAUAUUUUUGUAAGUUUAUAUUUUUAAUUUGGAGCUGGUAAUGGUUAUUCUCUACAGGUUGUAAUGGUUAUUCUCUACAGGUUGUAAUGGUUAUUCUCUACAGGUUGUAAUGGUUAUUCUCUACUAGUUUUAAUGGUUAUUUUAUACAGGUUGUAAUGGUUAUUCUCUACAGGUUGUAAUGGUUAUUCUCUACUAGUUUUAAUGGUUAUUUUAUACAGGUUGUAAUGGUUAUUCUCUACAGGUGUAAUGGUUAUUCUCUACAGGUUGUAAUGGUUAUUCUCUACUGGUUGUAAUGGUUAUUCUCUACAGGUUGUAAUGGUUAUUCUCUACUGGUUGUAAUGGUUAUUAUCUUCUAGUUUUAAUGGUUAUUUUAUACAGGUUGUAAUGGUUAUUCUCUACAGGUUGUAAUGGUUAUUCUCUACAGGUUGUAAUGGUUAUUCUCUACAGGUUUUAAUGAAUAUUCUCUACAGGUUGUAAUAGUAAUUCUCUACUGGUUGUAAUGGUUAUUAUCUACUAGUUUUAAUGGUUAUUCUCUACAGGUUGUAAUGGUUAUUCUCUACAGGUUGUAAUGGUUAUUAUCUACUAGUUUUAAUGGUUAUUCUCUACAGGUUGUAAUGGUUAUUCUCUACAGGUUGUAAUGGUUAUUCUCUACAGGUUUUAAUGAAUAUUCUCUACAGGUUGUAAUGGUUAUUCUCUACAGGUUGUAAUGGUUAUUCUCUACAGGUUGUAAUGGUUAUUCUCUACCAGUUGUAAUAGUAAUUCUCUACUAGUAAUUGUAAUUGUCUACUGGUUGUAAUGGUUAUUUUAUACAGGUUUUAAUGGUUAUUCUCUUCUGGUUGUAAUGGUUAUUCUCUACCGGUUGUAAUGGUUAUUCUCUACAGGUUUUAAUGAAUAUUCUCUACAGGUUGUAAAAGCAUUUGUAGUUUUGAAAUCAGAUAUUAUUAAUGAAAAUCCCCAAAAACUGGUUGAGGAUUUACAAAAUCAUGUGAAGGAAUCCACUGCACCUUACAAAUACCCAAGAAAAGUAAGUUUUAUAUGUUGCUAUUAAUCUUUCAUAAAUGGAAAUACUACUAUCAUUUAAAGUAAAGUUGCCUUUAUCAAACAUGUGAAAAAGUUUGAGAAAAACUUGUGUUCAAUUAAAACUUGUAUAUAAAUAUUUACUUUUUUAAAAAAUAAGCAGAUUUUUAGAUAUUUUUCAAUUUCUUUUUCAAUUAUUUUUAUUUAAAUUUCUAUAUUAAAUAUUUCAAGCUCUAAAAUUUUUACAAGGACUAAAAUUUUUACUCUCCUUGUGUGUUACUGGAAAACUAAAAUUCAUACAUUUUUUUUUUUUCAUGGUAAGAUUGAAUUUGUGAAGGAACUUCCAAAAACUGUCAGUGGUAAAAUCAGAAGAGUGGAAUUACGGAACAAUGAAUGGCUCAAUGCUGGCACACCCGAUCAUAGAUGAACUGGAUCACUUUGAAUUGGAGAGAUUGUGAAGAAUUUUAAAAUCAUUUAUCCUUUAUUUUGUUAUUCCUGCUUAAGAUUUAGAAAUGUUUCAUAUGUCCAUUUAGUCUUGUUUUACAUAAACUUAUAUUGUACAGAAUAUAUAUACCUAUCCCCUAAUACAUUGAACACAGGGCCUAAAGUUCAUCGGCUUACACCAAGCCAACACUAGCAACAGUUUAUCUAGAAGUUUGAAUCUUCAGGCCUUUAAAGUCCAGGCUCUAUCAUUAUUGGACACACUUUCUGUAAAAAUUGAAUUAAUUUUUUUGUAAUUUGUAGGUUUUUGUAACCAGCUGUGUACCUCUUCACAGUUUUUGGUCCACAAUACAUAUUGGCCAUGUUAGAAGCAUUUGGUUUGAAUGACAAUGCCCGACUACAAAAACCUUGUUGGGUUGAUACUAAGCAGCUUUCAGAUCCGAAAAGGCUACACUACUUUAGAAAGUAUUUGUAACUCACAUAACUUAUCAUCAUCAGUGGCGCUACAGCCCAUGUAGGACCCUGGCCUGGUCCAACAUAUCCCUCCAUUCGGAUCAAUCCAUAGUUUCUGCCUCGAUGUGCAAACCCCCAACUGGUGUAAAUCCUUCUCUACAUCAUCGAUUCCAUCUCAGUCUCUGACGACCAGUGAGCCAUCUGCCCCUAGGUUUCUGCCUGUGUAUCUCUUUUGCUGCUCUACAAUCCGACAUUCUUUUAAUAUGUCCUGUCCAGCACAGUCUGCCCUUUUUUUAUUGUUGCGACUAUGGGUGGGGUCUUUUUACAGUUGAUAUAGCUCUUGGUUUUUAUGGAUUCUCCAGACAUCCUUUUCCAUCACUGGGCUGUACAUUUUCCUGAGGAUUUUCCUCUCCCAUGUAUGGAGCAGGUUCUCUGCUUUCCUGGUGAGGGACAAACAGUGUUUCUUUCAGAAAUUCCCCCCCCCCCCCGGGGCA